Notolabrus celidotus (New Zealand spotty) is the source of this 3863-nucleotide messenger RNA. RefSeq names its product selection and upkeep of intraepithelial T-cells protein 7-like. NCBI's taxonomy places the organism in Eukaryota, Metazoa, Chordata, Actinopteri, Labriformes, Labridae. The transcript has 6 exons. Bases 130 to 1425 code for a protein of 431 amino acids. The record is from RefSeq and is a predicted model, not a curated record.
AUACAAGACAGCAGCUCCCACGCUCUCAGACGCGUUGGUUUUAAACUCUCAUCAACCUGUUUUUAAACUCUCAAAAAUCCAUUUACUACAUUUGUAACUAUUUGGUAUCUUUCCUUUAAUGUGUCGGCCAUGCAAAGGAGUCUCUUCCUGGUCUACGCCCUGCUGCUGACUGUCACCGGAGCCUUGGACAGCGAUGACUCAAAGAGCGUCUCAGCCGUCGCCGGUGGAGCAGUCCUUCUGCCCUGUCACACCGACGACAGCCACGACAAACUAACAGUGGAGUGGUCCAAGGAAGGACCGCCUGAAGUCACCGUCUUCCUGUUACGCAAAGGCUGUGAGAACCACGAGGAGAAGAACCCGGCCUACGAGUUCAGGACCAACCUCAUCAUGAGUGAACUGAAAAAUGGAAACAUCUCACUGAGGAUUUCCAACGUGCAGCUAUCUGAUGAGGGGAGAUACAUCUGCAAGACAAUCAAAGGGUCAAGCAAUGGGCCCCAGAGGGAGGGCGUGAUACUGCUCACUGUCGUUGCAGCGUCUGAGCCCAAACUCUCAGUUGUCCCAGAUGGGGGCGGUGGAGUAACUCUGCAGUGUGACGCCGGCUGCUGGUUCCCGAAGCCUGAGAUCACAUUUCUGGAUGAUCAUGGAAACAAAAUCAGUGUGGACGACCCAAAAGAGGAGUUCAACUACGGGGGAUGUUUCAACAUCACGAGGAGAGCGACUUUGCCGACCGCAGUCAACAGAGUCGCCUGCUGGGUCAACCUGCCCAACAUGAGGAGAGUCGCAGAGAUUCACAUACCAGAUGGCUGCAUGAGGUCUUGCACUGUGCCCGUCAUCAUCGCUGUAUUUGUGCCUCUGAUGGUUCUCUGUGUAGCAUGCCUCGCCUACUUCUGCAAGAAUCGUCUUGCAGGGUGUCUAAAAGGGCCUAUUUUGCCGCAACUUUUCAAUGAAACUACAAAAAGCAGAAAUGGAGCAGAUUUUCAUCCUCCAGAAAACCAGGCUGAAGACGUCGAUCCGAGGGAGGAGCUUCUGAGAACCAUUGAGGACCUAAACCAAAGGCUUCUUGGUAAAGAUGAGAAGAUCAAGCAACUAACUCAACAACUGCAUGAACUCACGUCAGGACAGACUCUUGAUGUGCAGAGCAGUCACAGCCAAGAAUCUGUAAGAGCACCACCAAGCAGUGAAGGCUCAGUGCCUGAUGUCUCAACCAACAGCUGUCCUUCUCUCUUGGAUGAUGAUGUCGUGUUGCCCAGCCCGUCUCCGGCCCUCCCUCCCACUGAUUUCCGUCCAAAGAGUUCGUCUCUGUCUAGCUCUUCACGAAAGCCCCAACGCAGACACACCAUCUCACCCGUUUCUAGAAACCGCUUCAGUCUUUCAAAGCUAUCUGAAGAUGGGGAGCAGUUGCUCUCAACAGAAAAGUCUGAUUGAUACACGUUUAUUGAGGUACCGUCUGUCCCAGGUUACAAUCUUGUUAUUCAACCUUGUAAUAACUCCAGCUUUGAUCAAAUAGCUUUAGAGUAGUAUUCAAUUAGUAGCAGGUUUGUCAGUUACAUUUUUGUUGUUGUUGUUUGAUACGAAUUUUGUAGUCAAUUCAAUCAAUCUUUAUUUACAUAGCGCCAAAUCACAACAAACGUUAUACUCAGACUCUUUCCAAACAGAGCAGGUCUAGACCGUCCUCUAUGUUCUAUUAUUAACAAAGACCCAACAUCAAGACCGGAUCAGAUCUAGUCCCAUCUUCCAGACAGGACUCAGUCUGAUCUCAUCUUAAUCCACCAUGAGCAGAGCACUUUGCACUUUGAUGGGAGUCAAUAGAAGCAAGAUUACUGCUUCUGUUACCUCUGCUGCUACUACUGCUAGCACCACAAAUACCACUCUGCUUCAAACAGCCAAUACUACUUGUGCUCGCACUUCUAUGAAAUUUCUGGCGCACAAUGAAAAAUCAAUCAAUCAGUCUUUAUUUAUAAAGCGCAAAUAUAUCCGCAUAUAGACCGGAUCAGAUCCAGUCCCAUCUUACAGACAGGACUCAGUCUGAUCUCAUCUUAAUCCACCAUGAGCAGAGCACUUUGCAGCAUUUAGCAAGUUACAGUGGCAAGGACAAACUUCCUUUAACAGGCAGAAACCUCCAGCAGGACCAGACUCAUGUUAGACACACAUCUGCUGAGACCUACCGUGUUGGAGAGAGGGGUAGAGGGAGAUGAAGAGAGAGAGAGAUGAUAGUGGUGAGAUGGAUAGUAGUAGUUGUAGCAGCUGGAGUCUGCAGGAGGAACCUACGGGACAAGGAAGCUCAGGGACUCCAGAAAGGUCUAUGGUUAGUAACUUUAAUGGGACAGGGAGAGUUAAAUUAAUUAAUUAUUAAUAGAUAGGGAGAGAGAGGAGAUCCCAGUGUGUCAGUCUAAGCCUAUAGCAGCAUAACUAAGACCUGGUCCAAGCCUGAUCCAGCUCUAACUUUAAGCUUUGUCAAAAAGGAAAGUUUGAAGCCUACUCUUAAAAGUAGAGAGGGUGUCUGCCUCCCGGACCCUGACUUGUACAUGCUUCCAAAGGGAAGGUGCCUGAUGACUGAAGGCUCGACCUCCCAUACUACUUUUAGAGACUUAAGUUACGAUGAGCAGGUCUCAUUGUACCAGUUAUUUUUAAUGACUUUAUUACCUGUCUGUUUGUUUAGAAUCAAAGAGAACGACUGCAUUAAUUUUCCCCUUUUGAACACUUGCAUGAAAACAAGGCGAACACCUCAGAAUAAGCUAGAUGCGGCCCCGCCCCCAGAAGUUCCUAGAAAUGAAUAGGAUUCCUUUAUUGUCUUUGCACAUUGUACAACACAAUCUGUUGUACACCUCCCAGAACAAACACAUCGUUCCCUUCCUUAAUCAGACAUUUUUAAAAAGUAUUUAAAAUGAAUGAACUUAAGUGUUCUGGGAACUUUUUAGACAAUAAUGUAAAUCUAUAAAGAUAUUUCCGUACAUGAAAUGUCAUUGCACUUUAAAUAUUGUAGCACUUUUUAUAUAAUGCUCCAUUUUUGAACGGUUAUACUGAUCAGUUAAUUUCACUCUAAUGUAUAAGCUGCAUUCGAGUACCUAAUACGGUCCAGAUACCAGCAGUGCUCGGACAUUCCUCACCUGACAAAUACGAUUGUAGAGAAAAAGGAAGUGCCACAACAAAAAUGUCUGAACUGUGAAGGUUCAUUUUUCAGCCUCUUUUGAUAAACUUUCCAAUAGGUGUUCAGAAGGGUAAAGAAAUGGCGUCUGUUAUGUUUUUCUUUCAGUAAUAUCCUGUGCCUUAUGGAUGGGACUUCCCAUUGCUAAAGGGAAGCAUAUAGGGGUUAUAUACUCAUAUUCUUUUCUUUCAUUUGUCUGUAAAAGUGUGUUUGCAAACUCUGUACUCAGGACUUUGACUUCCAACUUCUGAAAACAAGUCGGAUGUCAGAAUGGGUACAAACAAUUGUAAUGUAACAUUUCAAAAGAGCUUGUUUUAAUCAUGGCACUUUUACGUUGUGAAGCCUGUGUUUACUAUUUCAAUUUCAAAGGUGCAAUUCAUGAUCUAAAGAGCCUUUACAGAACCAAGAACUGUUAUACGGUUUAUGCAUUAUCUAAUCUUUUAACCUAAAAAUGUGAUAUUACGAUUUCUUUAUACCAAUUCACUCAUGUGAGGAGGACAUGGCACUGUUAAAACCUUAAUGUGCAUUCUUUUUAUUCUUCUUUUUAAAACUGUGAUCCUGAAUGUUGGGGCUUUGUUCUUUCAGGGGUCAAAACACAAAGUUUGUGUAUAUUUUUAAAGCUUUCUCUAAUAUGUAUCCAUUACAAGAUCCUUUUUUAUGACACUUAUUUUGCAUGUUUUUAAAACUGUGGAAACAAUAAAACAGCUCCCUCUGGUGG